Messenger RNA from Argiope bruennichi, 525 nucleotides. RefSeq names its product histidine-rich glycoprotein-like. Gene Ontology annotation, molecular function: structural constituent of chitin-based larval cuticle. Gene Ontology annotation, cellular component: chitin-based extracellular matrix. The transcript has 3 exons. The record is from RefSeq and is a predicted model, not a curated record. The coding region runs from base 1 to 525 and encodes 174 amino acids. NCBI's taxonomy places the organism in Eukaryota, Metazoa, Arthropoda, Arachnida, Araneae, Araneidae.
AUGAUCGCAAAGGUUGUAUUCCUAGCUGCACUGAGUGCUAUUGCAUGCGCCAGUCACCAUGAUCAUCAUGAGCACCAUCAUCACCAUCCUCAACCCUACAAAUUCGGCUACGAAAUCAAAGACCACCACGGAUCUCAACAUAGGCAUGAACACGGCGACGGUCAUCAUGUUCAGGGAAGCUAUGGCUUUACUGACCAGAGAGGUAUCCACAGACAAGUUCACUACGUAGCAGACCAUCAUGGAUUUAGAGCCACCGUAAAAACAAACGAACCAGGAACUGCCAAUCAGGAUCCCGCUCAUGUGAAAUUACAUUCCGAUGCUCACUAUCAUCACGAGCCUCAUCACCAUGGACAUCAUCACCAUCAGCAUCAAGGUCAUCAUCACCAUCAUGGUCAUGCUCAUGUGUACCAUCACCAAGACCAUCAUCAUGGUCAUGCUCAUGUGUACCAUCACCAAGACCAUCAUCAUGGUCAUGCUCAUGUGUACCAUCACCAAGAUCACCAUCAUGGCCACCACCACGGUUGA